Molecule: messenger RNA, 1398 nt
Organism: Saprolegnia diclina VS20
Lineage: Eukaryota; Oomycota; Saprolegniomycetes; Saprolegniales; Saprolegniaceae
Exons: 2
Coding region: 1-1398 (465 amino acids)
Source: RefSeq, a predicted model, not a curated record
AUGGCACGCCGUACCCCAUCCAGCGACGCCGCUUCCAACGUCGUCGACCUGACGUCACCCGACUCGCUUCCGCAGGUGACGACCGCCAUCGCCUCCUUCCUCCAAGGCCACGAAGCUGCGCUCGCGACCGAAGCGCUGGGCUUUGAGCUUGCGCCGUCCGUCAAGGACCUUCUCACGCAGCUGCUGCCGCGCUUUGCAGCCAACCUAGCGGCCAACCCCGCGUUGGACGUCAGCGCCGUCGUUGCGACCAUUAGCGAGGGUCUUGCGCUCACGCCAGAGUUUGCUGCUGUCAAGCGCAAUGACGAGGACGACGAGUACGAGUGCGUGGCUGUGGGCGACGCCAUGUUUGAGCGCAAGCGCCCGCGUGGCAGCUUUGCGACCUUGGCGCACGACUGGGAGAAGGGAUACAAUGCGUGCAAGCACGCGGUCCACGACCUGCGCGACAACGACGCUGCGCGAUCGGCCUUUGUCGCCGACGCGGCCAUCGUCCGCCAACGUCUCGCAAGCGCCGUUGCGAUACCCGACCGUGUGCUGUGCGCGCUUCGCGCAGAGGCUGCCGCGGCGCUACGCGUGGUUGUCGCAAGCAAGGUCAAGGAGGUCGAGCUCGCAGCGGCUCUCGAAUCGCUCUGGCAAGCCAAGCGCGCUGAGCUUCAUGCAUCCCCCAAGGUCGAGGUCGACCUGGCCGUGUACCAUAAUGAGGAAAACGUGGCGGCCGUCGACGCGAUGGCUGCGAUAGCCACAGGCAGCGCUGCGACGGCAGCCGCCACGACGAUCCUCGAUGGCAUCGAGGUCCAAGUCGCCUGCUACGAGGUGGUCGCCGCCGUGCUGCACGAAAUCUGCUGCUUGCGCCACGCGUCGUUGACAGCAACGGCGGCAACGAUGGAGGCGACGUACGCCGACGCGGUUGCCGCCACACGGGCGCAGCUCCAAGUGGAUCUGCCGCGCCUCUGCGCCAGCCUUCUGCGCUUUGACGCGCACGUGGACGCCAAGAUGCACGCGAUCGACGGCUACAAAGCCGACAAGCUGCGCAAACUGGACGAAAUUUGCUUUGAAUUCCCGCCGUUUAGCGACCCAGAGGCGUGCGCGAGACUGCGGAGCAAGAUCAAGGCCAAGACGGCCAUCGCCGAAGACCUCGCUGCGCACCUGGAAGCGGCCGCAACGACGCAGCAGUACCUCUGGGCCAAUGUGAAGGACGUUCUUGGCGCCACCGAGUGCCGUCGCCUCCUCAACACCUGUCGCUCGCACUGGGAGGCCAUGACGCCCGUGCUGCGCGAUGUGUUUGAAAGCAUCGAGUCGAAGGUCAUCGUCGAGGUCCGCAGCGACGCGGUCAAGGCCGAAGCAAGCAAAAUGGAGACGGUCGCGCCACUGGCCAAGCCAUUUUGGAGUUGCUUUUGGUAG